Scleropages formosus (Asian bonytongue) is the source of this 6098-nucleotide messenger RNA. Its product is annotated as BCL-6 corepressor-like. The coding region runs from base 110 to 5305 and encodes 1731 amino acids. The transcript is spliced from 14 exons. Gene Ontology annotation, cellular component: nucleus. Gene Ontology annotation, molecular function: protein binding; transcription corepressor activity. The record is from RefSeq and is a predicted model, not a curated record. Gene Ontology annotation, biological process: negative regulation of transcription by RNA polymerase II. NCBI's taxonomy places the organism in Eukaryota, Metazoa, Chordata, Actinopteri, Osteoglossiformes, Osteoglossidae.
AAACUUGGAAUACGGAAAAAAAAAAAAGAAAAAAAAAAACGUAAGUUCAGUGCAUUGGAUCUACUCUGAAGGACUUCGCUUUUCUCUUCAGAAGCCAGGCUUGGACGCCAUGCUCUCUGCAACACCCCUGUAUGGACCAUUUCACAGUUGGAUGAGCAAUGAGCGGGUUCACAUGUGUGGGAUUAAUGAAGACAGGAAGGUUCCUGUUAGUGAUGGUGAUACCCAGAAAAGCUGCCUGGAACUGACUGAAGGGAACCCCAUCACUCAAGGCAUGGUAGAUGCGAGUACAGCCUGUAGGAUGAAUCCAUUGGCUGCUCUCAGCAUGGACCGUACCGCGCUAAUGAGAGAGAGUCUACGCAUGCACGGUGGCGUGGUGUACCCAGGAGUACGGGCCCUGUCGACUGACAAGGCCAGGGAAGGUUCUAGCGUGCCACUGGGCUAUGUCAGCGACCACCUCUCUGACCUCCACUACAAGCCAGACAUCCCGCUGGAGAGCAGGAAGGCCGCCAAUGGCUACGUCGGGCUAUACAAGAGCCCCCCACCUGGUCUGCAGAAAACUGUGCUGGUGCCAGCAGGGGGGGGAGAUGCCCUGGGGCUCGACCGCCAUGUGGGGCCCGCUGACAAACCAUCCGAGCUGGGUUUAAACGGUAGCAGCAGCUAUUUGCGCAUGCCAUGGGUGAGCCCCUACCCAGAAGCCGCAAUGUACCCUUACUUGGACUCCAAAUAUGCUGCACUCAGCAUGUAUAAAGCCUCCUUUAUGUCGCAGCCCACACCUUACCUGCCCCAGCACCUGCCCUACCAGCCUCUCUGUGCUGGAGCUGGGGGCAGUACAGCUGGUGCAGAGCGUUUGUUCUAUGUGCCCCCGUACCCCCCUGCCCCCAUAUCAUCUCCACUGGCGCCUCCCAUGCGAAUCCCCACAGCCACAGUGGCACCAACUGCACUCUCACCACUGGUUCACUGCCAGGACAAGGGCCUCCAAAGCAUGGGACCCAGGAUGCACCAUGAGCCCUCAGCCUUUGGGCAACAGCUGCACCAGCAGCCAUCCCAGACACACCACUUAUCCCACAGUGGGGGAAGCGCGAGCAAAUCUAGCCGCAUCUCUUCUAGUAAGAGCUCGAGCAGCAGCAGCAGCAGCACCAGUAGUAGCAGUACUUGCAGCCUCCCUGUGGACUCAACACCAGCCAGCCUGAUGCAGUCCCCCCGUACCAUCACCCGCCUUCCGCAGCCCUCGGUUCCACCACCACCCCUUCUUGUGGACAGCAGUUUGGACUUCCAGAAGCCACUGCCUCCAGGUCCCCCUCCAUCGUCAUCUUGCGCAACAUCCUCACCAUCCACUCCACUUUCUUACUACAUGACCAGCAUGGGCUCGGAGCAUGGGCAUUCUUCCCCAGCUCGCUCCACCAGUCAGAAGUCCAAGCUGAAGGAAGGAAACUCUGAACGUGGUGGAAGCGGAACUGAGAGAAGGCCGAGCAAGUCUCCCUCCAGAACAGCGGAGAAGCAUCCCCUGCAGGCCUCUACCAAAGACCCUGUGGAUAAGCCCUUGGAUUUGUCUUCCAAAAUCGAUUUUGGAGACCUCACCAACGGGUUUCCUGCUAAAGCAGAGGCUUUUGCAAAACUUGGUCACUCGCCAUCCACUCGCUAUGGACUGCCGCCCAGCCGGGAGCACCUAAAGGAGACUUUCUCCCCGUCUUCCUCGGUUAGCGUGUCCUCGAAGCCUUCUCAGAGGCCAGAAAUCAUUAGCACUUUGCACUCCUCCUGGGUAGUGCCUGGGCCUGUCCCUGCCCUUACGCCAGAAUCUGGCCAGACCAAAGGUCCUUCAGUCAUCAAAAACAUGAAUCUGGAGCGUGUGAUGCCACAGCAGCGCAGCUCCUCAUGCCCCAGAAUCGGUGAGUCAAACAAUAGCCCCGCUCCCAACCCUGUCCCGGCUGUUGUCACUCCCACGGGUCGCCCAGCCUCUGCUUCCCCCUCCCCCAACAUGAAUGGCGAAUGGUCCAAGCCCACUGCUGCUAGUGUUCCUGAGAAAACCUCCCCAGCAAGCCACAUCAGCAAUCAGGUCUCCUCUGGGAAACCAUCAAAAGCCCCUAAAAGAACAGAAGCUCAGGAGGUCACUUACAAGCCACAACAACCCCACCUAGAGAACGGGCACACUCCAAGCCACCUGUACCUGACCCCGAACGAACCAUUUCUACCUCCGAGCUUGGCAUAUAACAGAUACUUGCCCUAUUCGGUCCCGGACAGCAUGUCCCUCCCUCACAUACAGUUGCCAACGAAAGGUCCCGUGUAUCCACCCCACGUACUUUUGAGCAACACUAGCCUGUAUCCACCACGUUUGGCCCCAAAGCACAGCCUCCCCUACGGACUCCCUCCCAGUCAUGGGGACUUUCUGACCUACCAUGACUCCCAGGAGAUGGUCCACCCGCUGAUGGCUCCUCACUUGGCUCUGGAGACCAAGACCAGUGAGCGGCUGGAGAAGAGACCCCAGUCACAGGAGAAGCCCCGAAGUGGUGAUAACAGCACCCACAGGAGUCGGCACACCGUUGAGGCCACAGACACACCCCCCAAGCACGAUAGGGACACCAAACUGCCAAACAAGCCCCCAGCUGCUGAGCAGGAGAAGGUCGUCUGCAUUGACCUGAUCCAAGGCGACACAGAUGGACACUCGCAGGCAGCCAAACACACAGCUUCCGAUGUCAGGAAAGGGGAUCCCAUUGGACACGAAGGCAGCGGGAAUGCCAGAAAGGAACCAGAGCUGAUGCAACUUUUGAUGUCCAGCCAGGCGGGCGCCCAGGGCGCUGCUGGUCUAGAGGAUGCCUGCCCACCACCGGCCGUCCGUCGUGACUGUGGGUCUCCAGAUCACAGCCAGGGUGAGGAAAGCCCAGCCGAGUGCAGCCCAUUGCCUGACCCUCUGGAACAGCAGACCCUGCGGUGUGCCCGGACAGCGGGUGACCGCACCGGCGAAGAGUCCAACUCCAGGGCUCGGUCUGAGAGGCAUGGCCUGCCCUGCCACGCAGAGCUAAGUCACAGCGCUGUGGAGUACAGCGAUUCCCAUCCAGAAGACGACGAUGACGGCAGCAUCCACAUGUCCAGGCACAAGAAGUCAAGCCUGGCCAAGAGGAUUGCCAACUCAUCUGGCUAUGUGGGUGACCGCUUCAAGUGCAUCACCAAUGAGCUGUACACGGACUCGAGUAAACUGAGCCGGGAACAGCGUGCCCUGCAGCGCGCCAUGCUGCGCUUCUCUGAGCUGGAGCUGAAGGAGAGAGAGGGAGGCAUCGCGGUGGGCCAGGAGCUGGCAGGGGGCCAACCCAGGGAGGGCAUCCAGCGUAUCGGGAGGCUUGGGGACACAGCCCUCAGAGACGGGGCAGAGAUGGACGGUGUGCAGCUUAUGUGCAGAAACAACAGCGUACCCGUGUUGCAGCGGUGCGCCCCGCAGUCUGUGGCUCCGCCUCUUCGGGAGCAGAUUGACAGGGCAUGGGAGGGGUCCUUGGAAGCCUGCUUGCUGACGGCAGAAGUGCCAGCCCUAGGGGACAGGGGCCAUGGCACAGGGCCCACCAACAAGCGUCCACAUGGCGUGGAAGCGGAGGAAACGGAGGAAGACCGAGCGGCUGCUUUGGCGAAGAGACCCCGGCUUAUUGCGGAUGGCUGGCCGGAGGGGCCCCUCGGUCACCCCUGCAAGCCCCUCCCAGAGGAGGUGCGAGACCUGAAGGUGUGCAUCGAGCUGAAGGGACUCAGGCUCCGCAGGCCGCGCCACCUGCAGCACCUUCUGGAGCUCUGGGAGAGGUCAGAGGUCGACCCUGCCCUCCCCCUGCCCCCGCCCUCGGAGCGGGAGGGCGACCCCACUGACAGAAAGGUCAGGGGCAGUCCCCUGGAGGAGAGGCCCACCAAGAAGAGGUCAGAGGUCAAUAGGAGCUGGUGCAACGUGGCGCUCUAUAACGCUGAUGCUGGAAAAGGUCUGACUGCUGCUCCGCUGACCGGACAUCAUGGCCGCUGCCCGGACUUGCCCUCGCCGCAGGAUGAGAUGGAGCGGGCGGCCGGCGGCGACGACACAGACGAGGAGCCGGCCCCCAGGUUGCGGCGGUACGGGGACCUCGAGAAGCCCAAGGGCAAGCGGCAGUGCAAGACCAAGCACCUGAGCCUGCGGGAGCGCAGGAGGGCGCUGGAAAGUCCCGAGGAGCGAAUGGAGCUGGAUCGCAGCCCAGAGUACCAGGUCGGCAUGAAGCUCUCCGCCUCCCCAGUUCAUUACCAGGACUCUCCGGUGAAGCCACGCCCCCCGUCGCCGUGCCCGGCCGCCCCGCUGACCACGCUGCAGUCGCUCCCCUCCCAGCCCUCUCCCCUGGCGGCCGGGAACCCCCCACCGGACACGCCCGCCAGCCGGCCCAUGCCACCAGAAGCGCGAAGGCUCAUUGUGAACAAAAACGCCGGCGAGACGCUGCUGCAGAGGGCUGCCCGUCUGGGCUACGAGGAAGUGGUGCUGUACUGUCUAGAGAACAAGGUGUGCGAUGUGAAUCACCGUGACAACGCGGGCUACUGCGCUCUGCACGAGGCCUGUGCCCGCGGCUGGCUGUCCAUCGUGCAGCACCUGGUGGAGCACGGGGCCGACAUCAACUGCAGCGCUCAGGACGGCACCAGGCCGCUGCACGAUGCCGUGGAGAACGACCAUCUCGACGUGGUGCGGCUGUUGCUGUCCUACGGCGCAGACCCCACACUGGCUACCUACUCGGGCCGCAGCCUUCUCAAGAUGACGCACAGUGACCUGAUGGCGUGCUUCCUGUCAGAUUACUUUGCGGACCUGCAGGGCCGCGCCAACGACGACGACCCCGGGCUUUACUGGGACUUCUACGGCAGCUCGGUGUGCGAACCCACUGAGGACCCAUCUGCCUUUGACAUCCUAGCGGAUCCGCCAGGCCCCGGGGACAAGGACGAGGAGCCACAGCACAGAGAGGUCUUUGAGUUUGAGUUCUCCGACCAGCCGCUCCUUCCCUGCUACAACAUCCAGGUCUCACUGUCUCAAGGACCCCGAAACUGGCUGCUGCUCUCAGAUGUGCUCAAGAGGCUGAAGAUGUCGGCGCGGGCGUUCCGCACGGCGUUCGCUCACAUCGAGGUGGCUACCAUCGCCGAGGCCGAGUUCUACAAGCAGGCUUCCCUCAGCCAGCUCUUCUCCUGCCCCGAGGAGCUGGAGGGCUUCCUGCCCAACAGCACAGAGCCGCUGGACCUGGUGGAGAUCAGCGGCGAGCUGGCCACACUGCUGGGGUCCUCCAUCGAGUGCCUGGAUGCUCGCUGGGACCCUGUUCCCGUGGCAACCUCGUGACAUGGCCACCACCCCCUCCCCCCAUGUACAUUUGUGUAGAUACAAGACACCUAGCAUGGCCUGGGAGGCCCUGCACACAGGGAGACACUCUCCGCACCACACAGAGAGACUUAAUUAUCUUAUUUUUAUAAAUAUAAAUCCUUUUGCUUUGUCUUAUUUUAUACAUGCGGCCCGUUUUUCUUUUCCUGGUGAAAAUGUCAGCAUUUUCUACAGCGUCUUGUAGAGCUGAGACUCUGGGCUAUUGACUGCGGCUGAUUUCCGAGAAGGCUCCAGGGUCACGUCCAUCGACAGCAGCGGGCGGCGCUUUUAUAUAUUAUUCUAAUUUAAGCAGUGCACUUCACCUUUGGUUUACAGACCUGCCUGCCUCAGCAGGUGAAUAAAUAUUGUUUGGAAACUGAAGCUAUUUUUGAAUAAGGAGUUGAAGUCCACAGGAAGCUCACGUCUUUCUGGGAGCUCUUCCUCAGCACUCGAUGUUCAGGACCCAUUUGGUUCAGCCAUCCAGAUUUGGCUUCUACUUUUGCCUCUUAUUUAAGAUAAGAAAUUUAAGAUAUUUUCAGGUGUUUUUUUUCUGUAAAAUACUAAAGAACUAAGAUACUAAAAUAAGCUGUUUGGCAGGAAACAUGCUUGAACUUGUAAAUAAUGAGGUGACAAUUGCAGUAACUGUUUCUGACUGGUGUGUCUAUUGUUUUUGGAGAUGUGCUUAAACUUUGUAAUUAAAAAAAACUACCCUCCCAUUUGUAUUUAUAUUUUACAACAAAGUUCCUUUAAAAUAAAUGGCAAUAAAAGCAUAAAA